Messenger RNA from Botrytis fragariae, 1044 nucleotides. RefSeq lists its product as uncharacterized. The transcript has a single exon. Lineage: Eukaryota; Fungi; Ascomycota; Leotiomycetes; Helotiales; Sclerotiniaceae. The record is from RefSeq and is a predicted model, not a curated record. Bases 1 to 1044 code for a protein of 347 amino acids.
AUGGACAACAUUAUGAAUCGACCCGAGCGACUCAGCGAAGUCAACCAAGAUAAAGGCUUGGGAGAAAUUCUAACACCAGCAGAAUACCGCAAUCGCGGAAUCAAAGUGAUCCGCGCCAUUGAGGACGCCAUCCACACCAUCCCUCGUCAAGACACUCCAUAUCCCGAUUGGAACAUCCGCUAUUUCAACCCUGGCGGAGGCCAUGGGAAAGACAGUGUCGAAAGACUCUGUUUCGGCGCCUUUCGCAACAUCCUCACCGACCCAAAGCAUCCUAUCGACUUCGAAGGCUAUCACUGGUCCGACUUCAACUUCCAUUCGAAAGAAUACACCAACAGGGGUUUUGACGCAGUGUGGCCCCAAUUCAAUUGUGUCUGCAACGUGUGGGUGUCAGCGAAGGUGGGUACUGUCAUUGUGCAAAUGUCAGACACGAAGACUGAUCUUGACAUUCCCGGACUAGAUACACCACGUCUUUACAAUAGUGAGCUCAUCUACCAAGCUUGGCGCGAUGCGGUCACUGCGAAUGUGACAGGCGAACUUCCCCCAGUCCGAAUUGUGUCAAAACUAACAGAUUUGAAGUACAUCAUCCGUGCUCCAAUUGGUAACUCAGGAACCCUUGCUACCAUGAGAGAUGUUCUUCUCUCGCAAGGUGUCUCGAAAGACCAACUUGAGAGUAGAGUAACGGUGAAGCGAACUUUUGAUGACCCAUCGAGUGAUGAGUUCAAAAUAUUGAUGGGGACCGUGAAUGGAAGACCUAUUGGUAGAUUGUGCGCUGAUCACGCGGAGAGCUUGAACGGGAAACAGGUACAGAGGAUACAUGUUUGGAACGAAUUCAUACCAUCCUUUGGCGCCUUGAUCUUCGAACUAGGCGAGGAGAAAGCUUUGACCGAACUCGAACAAAGCACCCGUCAAAAAGGUAAGUCAAACACCACACAAGCUCCUUCACAAAAACCUCAACCCCCCCGUCUUCUCCCAGCAGCGCCGGCCAAAGUCACUAGGAAGAUUAGCGAGAGAGUAAAGAAUUUGAUGAAGAAAUUUCAAGAGUGA